This is a messenger RNA of Manis pentadactyla (Chinese pangolin), 6116 nucleotides long. RefSeq names its product SEC14 like lipid binding 5 (gene SEC14L5). The record is from RefSeq and is a predicted model, not a curated record. Gene Ontology annotation, cellular component: cytoplasm. The transcript is spliced from 16 exons. The coding region runs from base 403 to 2493 and encodes 696 amino acids. NCBI's taxonomy places the organism in Eukaryota, Metazoa, Chordata, Mammalia, Pholidota, Manidae.
GGCUAGGGCUGGGCGGGUCCAGAAUGAGAUGGGACCUGUCAGGGACAGGGUAAACCUGGGCGGGGCCAGUGGCAGGGAGGCGUGGGCAGGGCCAGGCCAUGGGCGGGGCCAGGCCGGGAUCUCCUCUGUCCCGGGUCCUGGAGCGCUGCGUCCUGGCGGGGCUGGCUCCCGCCUCGCUGGCCCCUCCUUGGCAGGCCGGGCCCCAGAGUGAGCAGGGCCGUACUCCUCAGGAUCGGAAGCUGCGGUCGGCACUGUAUUUUGAGGCAGGCGGCCGCCUAGGCCCCGGCGGACUCAGCUCCGCACUGCCCCGGGGGUGUUUCCCCGGAGACUCCCAGGUCACCUGUCACCCAGGCUCUGUGCUCACUGUGCCUGAGUGGCUCCUGUGGGCACUCCUGCAAGAACAUGGUGCAGAAGUACCAGUCUCCUGUCCACGUCUACAAGUACCCAUUCGAGCUGGUCAUGGCGGCCUACGAGAAGCGCUUCCCCACCUGCCCGCAGAUCCCUGUCUUCCUGGGCAGCGAGGUUCUGCGCGAGUCCCGCAGCGCCGACGGGGCGGUGCACUUGGUGGAGCGGAGCUGCCGGCUGCGCGUGGAGGCCCCGCGGCUGCUGCGGAAGAUCGCCGGCGUGGAGCACGUGGUCUUCGUGCAGACAAACGUCUUGAACUGGAAGGAGAGGACGCUGCUCAUCGAAGCGCACAACGACACCUUCGCCAGCCGCGUGGUGGUCAAGGAGACCUGCCGCUACACGGUCCACGCUGAGAAUGAAGAGUGGACUUGCUUUGAGCAAUCUGCCUCUCUUGACAUCCGGUCCUUCUUCGGCUUUGAAAGUGCUUUGGAGAAGAUCGCCAUGAAGCAGUACACAGCCAACGUCAAGAGGGGAAAGGAGGUGAUCGAGCAUUACCUGAAUGAGCUCAUCUCUCAGGGCCUCUCUCACAUACCUCGGUGGACUCCUGCCCGAGUCCGAGAGGAGGACGCCCGCUCCCAGGCUGGGCCGAGGGAUCCGGGGUCCCUGGAGGUGGUUGGGCCCAGCAGCAGCCCGGGCCCUGUUCUGGAGACUGUCAGUAUGGAAGGGGACAAGCUGGACGCGGACUACAUUGAGAGGUGCCUGGGCCACCUCACGCCCAUGCAGGAGAGCUGCCUGGUCCAGCUGCGGCACUGGGUGCAGGAGACCCACAAAGGCAAGAUUCCCAAAGAUGAGCACAUCCUUCGGUUCCUGCGGGCUCGCGAUUUCCACCUGGACAGGGCCCGGGAGAUGCUGCGCCAGUCCCUGAGCUGGCGGAGGCAGCACCAGGUGGACCUCCUCCUCCAGACCUGGCGACCGCCCGCCCUCCUGGAGGAGUUCUAUGCGGGGGGCUGGCACUACCACGACAUAGAUGGUCGGCCCCUCUACAUCCUGCGCCUGGGCCACAUGGACACCAAAGGUUUGAUGAAGGCCGUGGGGGAGGAGGCGCUGCUGCAGCACGUCCUUUCCCUCAAUGAGGAAGGACAGAAGAGGUGUGAGGGGAACACAAAACAGUUUGGCCGUCCCAUCAGCUCCUGGACCUGCCUGGUGGACCUGGAGGGUCUCAACAUGAGGCACUUGUGGAGGCCGGGGGUGAAGGCUCUGCUGCGCAUGAUUGAGGUGGUUGAGGACAAUUAUCCUGAGACCCUGGGCCGGCUGCUCAUUGUGCGGGCCCCCCGCGUCUUCCCCGUGCUCUGGACACUGAUCAGCCCCUUCAUCAACGAGAACACCAGGCAGAAGUUCCUCAUCUACAGCGGCAGCAAUUACCAGGGCCCCGGAGGCCUCGUGGACUACCUGGAUAAAGACGUGAUCCCCGACUUCCUCGGGGGGGAGUGUGUGUGUAAUGUCCCUGAAGGUGGGCUCGUCCCCAAGUCCCUCUAUCUGACGGAGGAGGAGCAGGAGCACACAGACCAGCUGCGGCAGUGGAGGGAGACGUACCAGUCGGCCAGCGUGCUCCGAGGGGCCCCCCACGAGGUCGCAGUGGAGAUUCCCGAGGGGGAGUCAGUCAUCACCUGGGACUUUGACAUUCUUCGUGGGGACGUGGUGUUCAGCCUGUACCACACCAAGCAGGUGCCCAAGCCAGGGCUCCGGGAGCCUGGGGCCAGGGCUGGUGGGCAGCUGAUGGACAAAGGCUGGGUCCUAGGCGUGGAUUACAGCCGCGUGGAGGUCCCCCUCGUGUGCCGGGAAGGGGAGAGCAUUCAGGGAUCCCACGUGACCCGGUGGCCCGGGGUCUACUUGCUCCAGUGGCAAAUGCACAGGCUGCCCGGCAGUGUGGCCUGCAGCCUGCCGGGCAUGGAGGAUGUCCUGACGGCUCUGCACAGCCCUGGGCCCAGGUGCAAACUCCUCUACUACUAUGAGGUGCUGGCGUCUGAGGACUUCAGGGGCUCCAUGUCCAGCCUGGAAUCCUGCACCAGUGGCUUCUCCCAGCUCAGCGCGGCCACCUCCUCCUCCUCCUCUGGCCAGUCCUACAGCAGCCCCCUUGUCUCCAGAUAGCUGGGACUGAGCCUGUGGGGCAACCUGCUUUCCCCCCACAUCAGUGAAUAUCUACAAAGCUGGGACCCUGUGGGCUGCAGCCCGGGUCCAAACACUGCCAAAUCCGGGUGUCUGGGGCCAGUGGCAAUGAUCCAUCUGGUGGACUCUCGAGGUUGCAAGGACAGAGCCUUGUGUGAAAAAUCAAGCAGCGGGUGGACCACCUUCAGGUCGGCCUGGUCUGGAGGCCUCAGGGAUGUCAUUGGGCUCAGCACCGUCCCCCACCCCCCAAAGCAGCUCUGCUUUCCCUGGGGUGCUCUCCUCAGGUGCCUUCCCCACCCAGGCAACCCCGACACCAUCAGGUUCCCUGCCUGUCUUCCCCAAGCUCAGCUGCAGAAAAGAACUUGUCUCCCAAAGUUCCAGCCAUCCUCCCAGAAUUAAGGCUGAUCAGCCUGCCUGGGUCCAACACUGGUCCCUGAACCAAUCACGGUUGCCACGGGGAACAGAGAACACUGACCUGUCAGCAGGGUCUUGUGUAUAAUCUGGACCAGUCCCUGUGCAGAGAAGGGGGUGCUGUGAUUGGCUCGCCCAGACCACAUGCUUGUCCCUGGAGCCACCCACCUGGUCUGAAAAGCACAAGGGGGAUGCCUCUAGGGGCACGAGGAUCCCGCUAGAGGAAGGGGGAAAGAAUGCUGGGCAGGCAGAAAUGACGGUCUUCACUGCAGCAUUUGGCUCCAUAGCGAUGCCCUCUGUGCCAAGAUGCGCACGGCGAGCAGUUAUGAGUCCAGGCUCGGCUCUCUGUGGGGAGCACCCACCGGGACUUCAAAUCCGUUUUCCCAGCACUCGACUGAGAAGCCCUAACCUUGACCACCCCUGACUUGAAAGGGUGGGAAGGCCCAGGGUUUCCGCUAAAUUCCAGGCAGUGAUGAAGUAGCCCCGGCUGUCUUUACGGUCCUCAGAGGCUCCUUUGUCUCCCGGGAGCUGUUCAUGACUUUGUGGUUGUGAGUCAUGGAGAUGCACCGGAACGGGUCACCGUUCGUGGAUGGAUGGACUGGCCAGUCCGAGUCUCAUUCAGCUAAGGCUGGACCCAGGAUCCCGACAUGGCAUCACGACUCCUGUGUGGGAUGGAGGUGUCGCUUUGUUGCAUCCCCCCUGGGGUAAAUCUGACCCCCAGAACCAGUUCUAACACUGACAGACUUUCUUGAGUUCCUGGAGCUCCUGCAUGGGAGGGUUUUGGGUCUCCUUAGGGCCUGAGGAUGUUUCUCCUCUCCUUUCCUGGGCCUCCACAAAAACAACAGGCCAGAGGUCCCAUAAUGGCAGCCUGCAGUCUGAUCGGGCCUGCCUUUACUGUUUUUAUCUUUUUGCCUAUAGAGGAAUUUAAAAAUUGGGGCAUUUCACACAGAAAUCAGGGCUUCCGGCUUUCCUUGGGCAUCCUGGAGUAUUGGCGAAAUGGGGCCACUAUCGCUGCGGCACGGCGACACAGCUGUGCCUCUGGGCGAGGCCACCCGGGCCCCACCCGUCUUUCUCAGCCCAGCUGGAGUCCCUGUUACCACCCACAUUAUCUGCCUGGGACAGACCUCACUGCCCGGCUCCAGGGGCCAAGCUGGGGCCGAGGGGCUCAGUGUUCCUCCUCUCUCGGAGCCUUGCUUACCACUGAGCUCACCUCUGGCCAGAGUCACCAGUCCUUGCCCAGGGGGCGGGUUUACAGCCACGGGGAUCAUCGCCUCGGUGCAGGCUCGGUCGGCAUGAUGGGGCAGGGAGAGCAAGGACUUGCUUGCAUACCAGCCUCGGCCUAGAACCUGGAGCAGAGGGAAGGCGCCAUCCCUCUCAGGGACAUCCUUCUCCCUGUGGGGAGGGAGCCUCAUCCACCGCUGCGGGCUUUCUGUUUGUUUCUCAGGUAUAGGAGCAAAUCUAAAAUGCAACCUCUAUCAAGGGGUGUGGGUGCGUGUGUGUGUGAGAGAGAAAGAGAGAGAAGUACAGGGACAGUGAAGACUUCUCAAAUGAACUGCUCCCGUGUCACCAGGCAUGCGUCACUGGGCAAUUUGUAAUAUUUCCAACUGUCUUUAGAUGAAUUUCUUGCUUGCCUUUAAAAACUAGGUGUUAUCCUAGAAGCAUUUUGGGGUAAGCUGCCCUCGCACUCCCCACUUAACUCGCUGUCCAGGACUAGCAUCCAGGGAAGAAUGGAGAAGCCUUUCUUGAGGAGGUCAUAACUGGUGUUUGACAACUGGAACCUGAUUUGCUGAGUCCAGAAAGAAAGGUCUGGUCUGCCACCAGCCAUCCAGCCUUAACGGCAGCGGGGAGCGGCCUGAGAGCUCACUCUCUUUCUCCCUCUGGAAAGCUCCCGCUGAGACUGACUGAAGCAGUGAGAGGGAGUCCCUGGCUCCUGUAACUGGGAUGGUGGGGUGGGCUUGCUCCAGGUAUGGCUGGAUCCAGGAGCCCAGUUAUCAGGUUCACGUUUGUCCCCUCAACUCCACCCAGGCCUCUUGGCUGCACGUCUUUUUCUCACGCUGGCCUCGUCCUCUCCUCCACCUGGUGGCAAAGGUGGCUGCCAGCAGCCCCAAGCCACAACCACAGGGCUUACAGCCUCCACGGCCGAGAGAGACACCCUUCACCUCAAAUCCCAUGGAGGGCUCUGAUUGGCUCUGUUCGCGGACUCCUGGCCAGGGUGCUGGGGUCUCUAUUCCCAGCAUUCCCUCCAGAUGCACCCCAACCCGUGGCCAUGGUGGUGUCCGCUGCAGGUCUCCUCCCUUGCUGGAGGUCUCUGGGGCCACACUCGGGCAGCAUCAAGCACGCCAUUCCUACCUUCGGGAGGCUUAGAAUUAAACAUCCAAGGGCAGGCGGCUGAGCUCCUGCCUUCUAAAUUUCCCGACCCAGGGCUGGAAGCUCCUUGGCUUGCCGUCUUUCCCCAUCUGGUUUGUUAGCCUGUUAUGAUCAGGACACAAACACCCCGUUAGCAAUAGGACCUUUCCAGGCACUGAAUUUAGGAGCCUGGGCCUUCAAAUUUAGGUGGGGUGGGGUUCAAACCUCAGCAUUCCUUUCAGUAGCUGUGUAACCUGCAGCAGGUAACUUAGCCUCUCUGUGCCUCAGUUUCCCCAUCUGUAAAAUGGGGAUAGCAGUGCCUACCUCAUUCAUUGGGUCGUAGUGGGAUGAAAUGAGUGGCUAUGAGGCCUGUGUCCACUGCCCGGCUCACAGAAAGCAUGUGAUACAAGUCAGUGGUUGCUUUAUUCUAUGCUUCUCACCCAAAGACGCCAGACUCCUUCCUGAAGAUGCCUGUCACUGCUUUCACAGGACAGACGGCUCAGCACCACAUGCAUCUGGGACUUAUUUCCCUCUGAUUUUCCCUUUCAGAACCUGCUUGUGUUUUCUGGGCAGAUCCACUGAUCAGGGGAAAGAGCAUUGCUUAAAGAGUGGUACUUUCCUGAACCACCUAGAGAAUGUUCUGUCCACAGGUUGAAAUAAGGGCAGUUUGAGACUUUUUUCCUCCCCUGUGCUCUCUGGAAUUCCCCCCACCCCUACCAUGUAAAAUGAAUUGUUCCACGAGAAUAGUCUUGAUUCUUUUCCACGCGGUUUGUUCCAGCCAGUAAAACAUGAUGUUUCUUAUUUGCCUGAUCAUUUGCUCCAGAAACAUUAAACAUUUUAGAUGUGGA